Messenger RNA from Magallana angulata, 1265 nucleotides. RefSeq lists its product as uncharacterized. NCBI's taxonomy places the organism in Eukaryota, Metazoa, Mollusca, Bivalvia, Ostreida, Ostreidae. The coding region runs from base 176 to 754 and encodes 192 amino acids. The transcript has 6 exons. The record is from RefSeq and is a predicted model, not a curated record.
UAAAUCUAUAAAUAGAGAGGAAAAAAACUGUUACGUACAAAGCACUUCUUGUUUAUACUGGCUGGAUGUUACACGUGCGCCCCGGCAACAGUUAUAUUUCUUUGAUUCGGAACUCUUUUGUACAUCGAAGGGGUAAACAGGGGCCGGGGUAUUAAAAUACAAUUUUUUCCCGAAAAUGGAUGCCAGAAACGUAAGAUGUUGUCUGUGCUGGUUUACCUGCCUGGCUGCUUUAAAUUUCCUGGUCGCCCUUUUGAUUGCAUACAGAACUCUUACCGGCGAGUGUGAACGAGAGGUGUGCCAUGAACACGGAACAUGCCUGACGAACAAAGACGGUUACCGAUGCCAGUGUGACCCCGGCUUUGGAGGGGACCAGUGCGAGUUCAACAUGACGUUAGCUUAUGUACCACCUGUGAUGAAUCCGGAUGAAACCUUAAAUGUGGUGACCUAUGACCCCAAGUCAAAUGGCUCAGCGGUUGUCAUACAAACGACGCCCUCCAAAACCACAGACUCACCGGAAGUUCAACAAAAGAGUAUGAGGGACCCUGGUUUCACUUCCGCUUAUUGGACCUUUAUCAUUCUCUAUGCAAUCAUUAGUACAUCGAUUUUCCUGCUAGCAUUCCUCGCUCUCAAUUACUUCAAGAGAAAAUUGUCAAAGGACUUCAAAGGAAAGGAGUACUACGGAAUUCAGUUCAAACCUGAGGCAGAUGAGGAUUUGGAAGGUCAGAGGGAACUGGUGGCUGGUGUAAUCGGCUAGGAUGCUUUGACUUACAAUCUGACUCGCCAAACUUCAAACCAAGUCGCACCUGUUGCAAAUGUGCCAUUUUAACUGCGUCAUAAUAUUGAUUUCUCUUGAAUGUUCCUAGGUUUUUUCAAGUUUAAACGUUUACUUGUACAUGGAUGGUGUGUUGUAUAGAAAUUAUUAGUAUUCAGUGAUUUUUUGUGUGUUAAAACAUGCAAUCAAGCAUGAGUACAAUGUUUUAAAUGUUGAAUGAGAUUCCAGUUUGUGCCAUAUACAUGCAUGUAUGAUAUAAGUUACAUUCACGUUGUGUUUCUAAGAUAUUACAACGGUGAAUAGUUUGUAUCAUUGUCUUUGUUUCAGUUUGAAGUGGAUUAUAUUUCAAGUACAUGAACAAACAUGCGCACAAUUUGGAUUUUUUUCCAAACAUUUGUGAUGUGUCAGUGCAUUCCUUUUCACAACGAAGUUAAGCUUCAUUCACGCGAAAAUAACGCGAUUGAUAAACUAAGUUGACAUAUUAUUUGAUAUA